UCAGUGAAAGCAUCUGUUGUUCUGCUGGACUUAAUCGGACACAUGAGGCAGAGAGAAGCUGCAGUUUAGUAAAAGCGCUUUGAGUCAUCUGGCUGGAGUCACAUCAAACCUACAGAGGCAGCAGAGAAGCGCUCAACGACCGAGAGAGAAAUUACAUUUGAGUUUUAGUUCUUUCAAGAGUUGGAAAAACUGUGCUCCAAUAGACUUUUUUUUUUUUUUUUUUGAAGUAUAAGAUUCGCUUACUAGAUCAAGCGUGCCCACAUGCUUCAGCGUCAUUUCCAGUUUCCCCUGAAGAGGAAUUUGGCACAUCAUUGUGAUAAAAGGGAUGAAUGAGGGCCGUUCUGCUCGCUUCAGAAGGUGCCACCUUGCCUUGUCCAAGGCCAACACCCUCAGUUCUGAUCCUGCCAGAGCUGCUCUCUCUGUGGAUGCGGGCGACCCCGCGGCCGCUCAGCCUGAGAGCGAGGCGGCGUUCCCCCUGUCUGAGCUCUCUCACCUGUUCGAGAGCGAGGAUGGCUCACCGUCAACUCAAGACACGAGUCAGGUUUCAGCCCUGGAGGUGGUACAGCCUGGCCAGCCCGCGGACAGCAGACAGAACCUGCGGAUGAAGUUCCAGGGCGCUUUCAAGAAGGGCAUUUCUAACCCCAUGGACCUGCUGGAAUCUACCAUAUAUGAGUCAAAUGUGGUUCCAGGCCCCAAGAAAGCGCCCAUGGACUCCCUCUUUGACUAUGGUACCUACGGCAACAUGAGCAACCAGAAGAGACGCAGGAAGAAGCUUCCAAGAGGUAAAACUGAGACAUCAUGUGAUGACGGCCAGAGCUCAGAUCCACCAAAGGUAGUGAAAACAUUCAACCGCUCUCUGCUCUUUGACUGUGUGUCACGUGGCGACCCUGGGGCCCUCGAGGGACUAUUGGAGUACCUGCAAAGUCAGGAAAAGCGGUUGACUGAUGAGGAGUUUAGAGAGCCAUCCACAGGUAAGACGUGUCUGUCCAAAGCCCUGAUGAACCUUUACGGUGGACAGAACAACACCAUCCCACUGCUGGUUGACAUCGCGGAGAAGACUGGAAACCUCAGAGAGUUCAUAAACUCUCCCUUCAGGGAUCUUUACUACAGAGGCCAGACGGCGCUCCACAUUGCUAUAGAGCGGCGCUGUAAGCAGUAUGUCGAGCUGCUGGUGGAGAAGGGGGCUGAUGUUCACGCCCAGGCGAGGGGACGCUUCUUCCAGCCCAAAGAUGAGGGGGGCUACUUCUACUUCGGUGAGCUGCCUCUCUCACUGGCUGCAUGCACAAACCAGCCUGACAUAGUGCACUACCUGACUGAGAAUCCGCACAAGAAAGCCGACCUGCGGCGCCAGGAUUCACGUGGGAACACGGUGCUGCAUGCCCUAGUGCACAUCGCGGACAACACCAAGGACAACACACGUUUCCUCACAAAGAUGUACGACCUGCUGUUAAUCAAGAGCGCCAAGCUCUACCCAGAAUGCAGCCUGGAGACAGUGUUCAACAGUGAUGGCAUGUCACCCCUCAUGAUGGCUGCCAAGCUGGGCAAGAUAGGGGUUUUUCAGCACAUUAUCAGACGUGAGAUCAAAGACGAGGAAGUUCGUCAUCUGUCGCGAAAGUUUAAGGACUGGGCGUAUGGUCCGGUGUACUCCUCCCUCUAUGAUCUGUCUUCAUUGGACACAUGUGGAGAGGAACCGUCUGUGCUGGAAAUCCUUGUCUACAACAGUCGCAAUGAGAACCGCCAUGAGAUGCUGGCAGUAGAGCCCAUAAAUGAGCUGCUGAGGGCAAAAUGGCAGAAGUUUGGUGCUGUCACCUUUUACAUCAGCGUGGUUUCCUACCUCAUCACCAUGAUCAUCUUCACCCUGGUGGCCUAUUACCACCCAACACAGGGAACGCCCCCGUACCCCUACAAAACAUCCUCAGACUACCUGCGGAUGGCGGGGGAGAUUGUGACCUUGGCAUCAGGAAUCUUCUUUUUCCUCACCAAUAUUAAAGACGUCUUCCUCAAGAAGUGUCCUGGGGUGAAGUCUUUAUUUAUUGAUGGAUCCUUUCAGCUGCUGUAUUUCAUCUACUCUGUACUGAUUGUAGUCACAGCUGCUCUCUACCUGUCUGGCAUUAAAGCCUAUGUGUCUGUGAUGGUGUUUGCACUUGUCCUGGGCUGGAUGAACACACUUUACUUCACCAGAGGCCUGAAGCUCACUGGCACCUACAGCAUUAUGAUACAGAAGAUUCUUUUCAAAGACCUUUUCAGAUUUCUGCUGGUGUAUGUGCUCUUCAUGAUUGGAUAUGCAUCAGCCCUGGUGUCCUUGUUGCCGGUGUGUCCUCCAUCAGACGCUGUGUGUGAUGGGGAUUGCCCCACCUACCCCCAUUGCAGGGACCCAGAUACUUUUAGUACCUUCCUACUGGACCUUUUCAAGCUGACCAUUGGGAUGGGAGAGCUGGAUAUGAUCCACAGCGCACAGUAUCCAGCAGUCUUCCUCAUCCUGUUGGUUACUUAUAUCAUCCUCACUUUUGUGCUGCUGCUCAACAUGUUAAUCGCUUUGAUGGGGGAGACAGUGGGGCAGGUGUCGAAGGAGAGCAAGAAGAUCUGGAAGCUUCAGUGGGCAACGACCAUCUUGGACAUCGAGCGCUCAUUCCCAGUCUGCCUCCGCAAGUCUUUUCGAGCUGGGGAGAUAGUGACUGUAGGGAAGAACUGGGAUGGCACACCUGACCGACGCUGGUGCUUCAGGGUGGAUGAGGUUCACUGGUGUCACUGGAAUCAGAACCUGGCGAUAAUCAACGAGGAUCCAGGCAAGAGCGAAACCAGCCAAGCCAAUGUGUUGCAGCAGGGUGUUGGAGUCUUGAGGAGAGAUCGCUGGUCCACAGUGGUCCCACGAGUGGUGGAGUUAAGUAAGGGACGUGAGGCAGUGAUAGAGGUGUGCUGACGCCUGCAGAUGACUAGGGCAGUCCUUCUUGUAAAGAGACAGUAGAGAGCCAUCAGCAUCAGUGACAUCACUCUGCUGGGGACAGUUUGGCCAAUAAGUGCACUAAUUUGCACAAAUCUCAUGUGCCUUUUGUUCACAUAACGUAUUGUAAAUAUUACAGUAAGACAGUCAGUGUAAUAGGUCUGUGCCCACACCGAAACACUGGAAUGUUCAGUGUCUGGAAAAUAACUCAACCCAUGAUCUGAAAAAAAAUAAAGAGAGUAAAAAACACCAGCCCUGACAUUUAAAAAAAAAAAAAAAAAAAAGGAGGAAAAGGUGGCAUUAAUGAAACAGUAAGCUGUAUAAUCAGUUUUUUACUCACAAAGAAUAGGGAACAUGUCAUGAAAAUGUACUGUAUUUCUACAUUUUAGACAUCAGAAGCUGAUCACUCAGGGAUUGAAGAGUCAAAGUAUUUCAGCAUUUCCAGUCUCAUUACAGUUUUACAGAGAAGAGAAUCAUGGCUUCUCUAAUAGCAAGUAGAAGCACAAUUACUGUAUUAUUGCAUCAGCAGUGUAAACAAAAGUUUUGAUAAAAAUGCCAUUUAUGAAUAUAAUUGCAAUACAUAUUUAUAGAGUGAAUAGAAUUCAGCUUUUAGUUGCUUGAUUAAUAUUUAAAAAGAUCCUCAAUGAUGUGUUCAUAAAGAGUAAACUGUAUAUGCUGAUUUGAAUGUUUAUUUUUCAGGCUGUUAGGGUUGGGGGAGUGUAUAGAAACAGGACAUAUCUACUUUAUACAGUAUAUAUUUUCUUUCCAUUUUCUAUUUUGUAUCAAUCAAAUAGUUUCCAAACUAUGAAAGUCUCAGGCUUGGAAUGCCAACUCAGGCAGCACAGCUUUCAUUUGAACUGAAACAAUGCACUGUGCCAAUUUCUGAUGUGUGCAUUAUUAUAUGAAUACAAAGACAUUGUUCUGAACAAGAUGGGCAUGAUGAGCAGGUUGUAGUUGUCAAGCAAAUGUGCAAAUAUGAGACAAUAGCCUUCUGUAUUAUGGUUUGUCUUUGAAUUUCUAGAGUUAUUGUUCCUUUGCAGCUGGGGUAUUUGCAUAAUCAAGUCUCAGGCCUUGCCAUUAUGUACUUCCCUCUAUUUGCUGCAGUGUUUUCAUUGCAAUUGGCUCCUUGCCCUAUACAGCGUCUUGUUUAUGCGCCUCUACUGUACGUAUGCAUGUAUUUGUGUUAUUGCACUACAUGACAGGGUUUGAUUAAGAGCAGAUAGACCAUGCAGUCUAUUUCCACUGAUUCAUUGCCGUUGAAGGUCACAGGUCAUUGUUCACUAUGUUUACAUUGCUUUUAUAAAGAGACGUGUCUAUGCAUUUUUAUAUGGUCUGUACAUUGCUGCACAGAACAAUAAACACUGAAUUUAUUUUGUAAAGCA
Messenger RNA from Lates calcarifer (barramundi perch), 4323 nucleotides. It is a transcript of the gene trpv4, whose product is annotated as transient receptor potential cation channel, subfamily V, member 4. The record is from RefSeq and is a predicted model, not a curated record. Bases 326 to 2920 code for a protein of 864 amino acids. NCBI's taxonomy places the organism in Eukaryota, Metazoa, Chordata, Actinopteri, Centropomidae. The transcript has 17 exons. Gene Ontology annotation, cellular component: membrane; cilium. Gene Ontology annotation, molecular function: protein binding; calcium channel activity. Gene Ontology annotation, biological process: actin filament organization; osmosensory signaling pathway; calcium ion import across plasma membrane.